Neospora caninum is the source of this 1179-nucleotide messenger RNA. RefSeq names its product putative mitochondrial carrier domain-containing protein. The coding region runs from base 1 to 1179 and encodes 392 amino acids. Lineage: Eukaryota; Apicomplexa; Conoidasida; Eucoccidiorida; Sarcocystidae. Gene Ontology annotation, biological process: iron import into the mitochondrion. Gene Ontology annotation, cellular component: mitochondrial membrane. The transcript has 5 exons. Gene Ontology annotation, molecular function: ferrous iron transmembrane transporter activity. The record is from RefSeq and is a predicted model, not a curated record.
AUGGCGCCAUCCGCCGGUGACACCGCAGGCAGCCCGUCCGGAGCGGCUUCGUCGAAGAGCGAUUCAGCUGAACACAACCGGCGCCGAGAGACAUAUGGCCUUGCUAUUGACUGGCGAGAGAUGAGAGCUUUGAUGUUUGCAUCCGCGUGCAGUGGCUUCGUCGGUCGAUGUCUUCUUCAUCCGAUUGACACAGCGAAGGCGAUGAUCCAAGCGCAAGUGACCUCAAGGCAAUGUCGAGUUUCAUCAUCGUCAGUUUCUCCUAUUCAAAACGGUUCCGCAGUUAAGUCUUCGGGCAUGGUGCAGUCGAAGCAGGAACUGAGCGGCGAGGGCAGGAGAGCAACUAUAGGGGCAGUUUUGGGCCGCGCUGCUGACCGUACGCCUGCUGGCGAGUACCGUUCCCUUCUAACCUCCACGGGACACACGCUGAGAAUGGUGUGGAGACGGGAGGGGCUCCCUGGCUUAUAUAGGGGCUUCGUCAUCUGCGGGUGUGGUUCCUUACCGGCAACAUGCUUGUUCUUCACUUCCUUCGAGAUCAUACGGGCGUCCCUGGUUCGUGUGUUCUCGUCGUGGCCGAAUAUUGAGAGCGUGGAUUCCAAAGCGAGAGAAGGAUAUGCAGGUGAUGCAGCAGAGAUGAGGCCUCCGACAGCAAUAUCACCUUUCAUCGACCUCGUCUCGGGAUUCGGCGCCGAGGCGGUAUCAUGUGUCUUUUGGGUGCCCAUAGAUGUCUGCAAAGAACGCCUUCAGCAAUUAAAAAAUCUAGUCUUGCAUAUGCUAAAUCGGCGACAGGAAAUCGGUGGACCGGACGUCUUGGUCGAGAACCGGCACUCUUCAUCUCGUGGCACUGCUUCCUUGACGCCGUUGGCUACGGGGGGCUGUGCCUUGGUUGCGGCGGCGUCAGCGGCUUGGUUGACCGUUCCUUUGGAUAAAGUAAAGCUCAGGUACGAGCUUCAGGUACAGCGUGCACGAACGGGAAACACGGCUCGAGCGACGCCUUUCCUCUAUCGCAAUAUGCUUCAUGGGUUGGCAACAGUUUACAGGGAAGAGGGCACCAGAGGUCUAUUCAGGGGAAGCGGAGCUCGUGUCUUGUUUCACAGUGCUAACUUCGCAGUGCUGAAGGUUUUGAUUGAACACUUCAAGUCCGCUUACCUGACAUAUGCUGAACCGGCCCUCAAUAAAUGA